Molecule: messenger RNA, 1071 nt
Organism: Cucurbita moschata (crookneck pumpkin)
Lineage: Eukaryota; Viridiplantae; Streptophyta; Magnoliopsida; Cucurbitales; Cucurbitaceae
Product: zinc finger A20 and AN1 domain-containing stress-associated protein 5-like
Exons: 1
Coding region: 153-683 (176 amino acids)
Biological process (GO): protein ubiquitination
Molecular function (GO): DNA binding; ubiquitin-protein transferase activity; zinc ion binding
Source: RefSeq, a predicted model, not a curated record
UAUUCUAUCGCCAUUUUGCGACCCCCUUUUCGUUCCUUCAUAUUACCGCUACUCGCUUCGUCUUUCGACGAAUCCCCAAAUUAUAGCGUAGAGUUUUUCUUCUGAAUUUGUUUGUUGUUGCUGUAAAUCUUGCGGUGAAUCCGAUAGGAGAUAUGGCUCAGAGGACCGAGAAGGAGGAGACGGAGUUGAAGGUGCCGGAGACCAUCACCUUGUGCGUCAACAACUGCGGAUUCACCGGUAAUCCGACCACCAAUAACAUGUGCCAGAAGUGCUUUAACGCCACGACGGCGACGGCGACAGCGACGGCGACAGCAACAACGACGACGACGACGUCCUCUUCGAAUACUGGAAUAUCGGCGCCUCGAAAGUUGUCAGGGGUGAAAAGUUCGAGAUCUAGAUCCCGAUCGCCUGUGCUAAUGGAUUCCGUUCGCGAUAGUAGCAGGAAUAUGUCCUUGGAUCGGUUGAAAUCUGAAGAAUCUGCCAAGCGCCAGGUGAAUCGAUGCUCCGGAUGCAGAAAGAGAGUCGGAUUGACCGGAUUCCGGUGCCGAUGCGGAGAGCUGUUUUGCGCUGAGCACCGGUACUCCGAUCGCCAUGACUGCAGCUUCGAUUACAAGGCCGCCGGUCGCGACGUGAUUGCAAGGGAAAAUCCAGUCGUCAAAGCACCGAAGAUCGUUAGAGUCUAAUAUGUAUAAAAAGGCCAAAAAAAAAAAAAAAAAAGACGGAACAAUCAUAUUUGAUCUGAUAUGUGAAAUUUAAGAUCGUGGACUCGCAAGAGUAGAACAAUAUUUCUGCUGAAAUGAAGGUCACAAAUACUGGAGGCUUUCCCUUGGAGAUUGCAGAUCUUUACAGAGGAAGCGAGGAAUUUGUCGUCGAAUAUCACGAUCAUCGUGUUUGAUUGAUAAUUAUGAUUUCUCUCUUUUAUUUUUCAUUUUUCAUUUUUCGAUUUAUAUUUCUGCUGCCAUCCAUACUUCUUCUUCCUUCUCUCCUCUGGUUUCUGGAAAAAAAAAAAUAGAAGAUUAUUUGUAAGUCUCUUCAAUAUUCAAUUCGAUUUCGUGUUCAUCUUUUUUUGUU